Vespula pensylvanica (western yellowjacket) is the source of this 3754-nucleotide messenger RNA. RefSeq names its product protein Son (gene Son). The record is from RefSeq and is a predicted model, not a curated record. Gene Ontology annotation, molecular function: RNA binding. The transcript is spliced from 12 exons. Gene Ontology annotation, biological process: regulation of cell cycle; regulation of mRNA splicing, via spliceosome. The coding region runs from base 1165 to 3624 and encodes 819 amino acids. NCBI's taxonomy places the organism in Eukaryota, Metazoa, Arthropoda, Insecta, Hymenoptera, Vespidae.
UUUUAUUUUUUUAUAAAGUAUUAAAAAUAUCUUAUUAUAUUUUAUAAAAUAUUAAAGAUAUGUUAUUUCCUGUAAAUAUAGGAAAAAAUAGGACAAUGUUUAUUUUUAUGUUUAUUUCUAUUUUUGGGGUAUUAUAUACGCGAAAUAAAACCUAUAUAUUAAUGCAUUUGGGGCAGAUAACAUACUCUAUGUUAUUUUAAAAUCUUUACCUUAAAUUAUUACUUUAACCUCAAAUAGGUUAUAGUAACGUUAUUUCAAAAUCCCAUAAUUAAGGAGCGGUAACAUAGUUCUAUGUUUUUCACCUAUUUAAAUAGCACAAUUCAUAUAAAAUCGCGUAGGUUUAUCGAUACAAACAUACUGUUUAAAAAUUCUUAUAUUUGAUCGCACUGCAAAAUCAACUUAAAAGUUGGAGCAUAAGACUGAAUCGCAAAUCAAGCCACAGAUCGCAAAUCUGAUCUCGAAAUAGUGAUAAUAACCAAAAUAUAUUUAUAUUGAUAAACUUUUAGGAUUCCAGCUCGAAUCCGAAGAAAAUUUCACCUCUUAUGUUAUAUAUUUCAGUAAACGAUUAGAUAACAUUACCUUUAUUCUUCAUCGAAAUCCAAUCUAUCCAUCAAAUAUCAUUGUUUAUACUAAUUAUAAAAUCUCUAGUCAAGACGUAAAUAUAUGUUCAAAGAGAUAAACAUAGCAACUUGUUUUGUAACGCGAAAUUGAGAACUGAAAGAAAGGACUGUUUACUUUCGAUUACUACUUCGAUAGAUCGUAGCAAGAACCAGUAUCGCCUCCUAUUGGUUAAUUUUAUAGAUGUAUACACGAAUAUAUACUUAUAGUCGAACAAAACGAUAGAAGUACGAUAUUGGCAUCGAGAUCGUAAUGUGUGUGUGCAAUUAAACUACGUCAGUUAAUAAUUUGUCACUCGUAUUUAUUUUAAUAAAUUAUAUUUUAUAUAAUUAUAUAUUAAAAAAAUUAGAAACUAAUAGUGGAAUUGAUUAAAAUUAAAAUAAUUAAAAUAAUUCACAUCUUGUUCUACAUAACCAAUAGAGAGAUCGCUUAUAUUGGUAAAAUUAUAUCAAUAACACGAGUAACUCGAAGACUUAGGAAAAAGAUUUCUUCUUAUUUCCUUCCAUUUUCUUCUUUAUGAUAUAAAUUAAUCAUAACAAUGUAAUAAUGGCUGAUCUCUUUGACAUAGCGAACAUAAUUACAAGCGUAGGCGUUGGUGCCGUCAAAAUUAAAUCGGAACCGGGUUUGCCGGAAAAAUCGUCGAAUGAAAUUUUGACAGAACUUUUUAGUACAUUCGAUGCAGAUGAGGGAAUAGUAUCACCAGAGAAUAGUGAUCAACAAGUUCCAGAUGCAAUUGUUAAAGCAGAGAAAAAAGAAAAAACACAAAUGGAAAAAAGAAAAAAAAAGAGCAAAAAAAAGCAUAAACAUAAAGAAAAAAAGCAUAAAAAGAGGUCUAAACACACUUCUUCGGAUAGUAACAACAGUGAUAUAGAAAGUACUGUCAGUAAGAAAAAAAAGAAACAUAGGAAAAAGUCUAAGCGUAAACACGAAUCACAUUCGAGCAAAUCAUCGGAAUCUGAUGAACCUAAAUCCAAAAUUGCAAAAGUUGAUACUAAUGUUUCCCUUACCGAAGAACAGAAUAUCGGAGUUGACGUCUCUGAUAAAGAGCGUGUUGAUGAUGUACAAUCGAGAGAAAUAGCGUCGAUAAAGGAAGAGACCAAAUCUACGAACGUAUGUACGAUCCAUGCUAAAGAAGAUAGAGAUCUUGGAAGUCCUAAGUUACCACCUAUUCCAAAAAAGAUAGAUGACGAAUUUGAAGAAUCGGUACUACCAAAAAUUCUUGAUAAACCAAAACAGCCUGUGCAAGGAAAAAUCAUUAUAAAGGAUCUCAAAAAUAGUAUUGUCUACAAUGAAACCGUAAAGGAAAUAGAGAAUAAGGAAAAGGCAAAAGCUGCACGCAUGGAAGAUGGUGAAUUAACAGACAGCAGUAAUAAUAAUAGAACACCGACGUUAAGUCCUACACCACCACCAUGUAAUUCAUUUAGAUCUCCCACAUUAAGUCCUGAUGAUACGCUUAAAUCUGAAUCAACAGGUCCCUUGAAAUCUAAAAACGAUCUUAGAUUAAUUUUAAGAGAGAAAGAAAAGAAAAGAUUGGAGGUGACAGGAAAAUCAAGAAAUUAUGGCGAUAAGGAUCGUAAAGAUACGAAAGUAUAUAAUAAAGUUAAAAACAAAAAUUGCAAACGUAGUCGAAGUUGCCAUUCACAAGAAAGAAAUAGAUCAGACUCUCAAACACGUUCUCAUCGUAGUAGGAGUAGAGACAGAGAAAAACAUUCUGAUAAAAGUAAGGAGAGACGUGACAGAGAUAGAAGCUUCGAACGACGAGAAUUGGGAAGAAGUAGGGAAAGGAAGAGGCACAAAAGUCGUAGUAGAGAUAGGAGUAGGGACAAGUAUACAAGAGGAAGAAGUAGAAGUAAAGAAAGGAAGGAGCGUAUCGAAAUUGAUAAAAAAAAGCUACUGGAUGAACUUACAGAUUUUUGUAAAUCAUUGUCAAAGUCUGAAGCAUUAGGAGAAUUAUCUAAUCUUUCUUCCGAAGAAGAUGGAAGCGAGUCUGAAAAAGGUUUUCAUCAUCCAUUUCUUCUCAAAGAAAGGCCAAGUCCUAUUGUUAUGAAUAUUCGAAAUGCAAAACAAUUGCCAACAAAAACAUUUCAAGAAAAGACAGCUGAAUCUUCAAAUCAAUUGCGUCUUCAAUUUCCUGUAUCUAGUGGUCAGCAUCAUAGAAAAACUGAAAGCGAAUGGAUCCCUGUGACACCAAAAAAACCGGAACAGAAGAAACCAUUUGUACCAGCAUCGAUGCCAACUGAACCAAUUUCGAUAGUGCCUAAGCCAUGUCCUGUACAGCCAGUACAAUCUAUACAGCCAGUAGUUUUUCCACGAACAUCUAUGCCAGUUGACAUUGGAUCCAUAGUGUCACAGAGAUUAGCUGCAAUGAGAAAGCUGAGAGAAAAUCCGAACGAUGUUGGUGCGUUGAAUGAAAUGUAUAGAGCACAAAAUGAGAUGAGAACCUGGGCAGAAAGUAAACAAAUGCCAGGCCAGUUUACUGGUAGUACAGGUGCCAAAGUGCUCUCACCUGCUGAGCUUACUUCAGGUUAUCAAGCAUGGGCUCAUAAGGAUCAAUUAGUGUCUGCACAACCUGUAUCUGGUGGUAUGGGAAUGGCUUUAUUACAAAAGAUGGGCUGGCGACCAGGUGAGGGUUUGGGUAAAAAUAAGGAAGGUACAUUGGAACCGUUACAGCUAGAAGUGAAAUUAGAUAAAAGAGGUCUUAUUUCGGAACAAGAUAUUGGACAAAAGACGAAUAAAACGGCAAAACCAAUAGUUCCGGCUAUUAAAACGUUAGAAGGGAAGCAUCCAGUAUCGCUACUUGGAGAAUAUUGUUCAAAAAGAAAACUUGGUGCUCCUGUAUACGAAUUGUGCUUUGAGUGUGGCCCAGAUCAUAGAAAAAACUUUCUCUUUAAAGUAAAAGUAAAUGGUAUUGAAUAUAAACCAAGCGUUGCUAGUCCUAACAAGAAGCAAGCUAAAGCAGAAGCUGCACAAAUAUGUUUACAAACCUUGGGUUUAUUAUCUUCUUAGAUUAUUGUUUCGAUAUUGCACAUUGUAUAAAUUAUUUAAUCUAAUGUAAGCUUACAUUAAACUACUCAAUUUAUUCAAUGUAUAUGUGUUUUGUAAUGUAUCUUCUUCUAAUUAUAACUAUCCAUCAUUA